AUCGGGAGACUUAGAUAUCAUAAGAUCAAUGUCCUAAACGUCUUAAUGAUGCACAAAUAGAGUGCUUAAGUCAUGUCAUCAAGAAGGAAUACUGUGUGGUCUGAUAUACCAGCUGUCACCCCAUGUCAAUGUAUCAAAAUGAGUGAUGCGGCGCUGGACCUCUCCUCUAAGUCCACGGCGACCAAAGAUGAUCAGAUAUCCCGACGAUCAUUUUCCGAUGACACACCGCCUUCGCCACGUACGCCAGUUAGAACCUUAUCAUCAUCCGACGGAAAUGAAAGUGACUCUUCGUCGUUACCCCCGUCAGCAAUAAAACCUGUGCCAGGACCUAUUCCAACCAGUAUUCGUGAUUCCCCGUGUUCAAAUCCAGACAUUAAUCAUGGUAACGGGGAUUCGUUACCAUCAUCACCGACAACACCAUCAUCAGCCGGCACUAGCCGCCCGUUCAAAUCGUAUCCAUUAGAAAGCAUGACCUCAGUGUUCACAUCGCCGGCUUCAGCUGCUCUUCUGUCAAGCCACGCAACCGGAUUACCGACGGGAUUACCCGUCGGGCUCGGAUUAUCAUCAUUAUACGAGAGUUCAGCUUCUUUUCCAUCAUUUCCUGUAACACCAUUAACAUCACAUCUUUUACAAAGGAAACGAAGAGCUGAGAGUAGAUCUAGUUCAAAUACCAACCAAGACAGUAAUUCUGACUCGGAAAAUAAAAAACUUAAACAUGUGCCUGAAGAAAAGAAAGACAAUUCGUACUGGGAAAGGAGAAGAAAAAACAAUGAAGCAGCUAAAAGAUCUCGAGACAAUAGAAGAUGCAAAGAGGAGGAAAUAGCAAUGAGAGCUGCAUUUUUGGAACAGGAAAAUCUGAAAUUAAGAGCUCAAGUGGCAAUAUUGAAAAAUGAAACUGCUAAAUUGCAUUAUAUGCUAUACAACAGAAUUUAGAUGCAUAUUUAUUUUUCAAAGACGUCAUCUUUCUCAGGAGAUAUCAUGUGCUCGUUAUCAGAUGUGUGUUCAGGGAUCUAUAAUUAUUUUUUAUAAGCUAAUAUUGUGUGUAAUUGCUUUGAUAUGACUUGCUAAUACGAUUGUGCUGAAUUUCUAAAACCAGAACAGAUGUUGAUUUGGGAAGAUGAAUUUCACAUAUAUUGAUUCAAAUGUUUCAUGAACUAUUCUAUAUGUUGUGUUAUCACAAAGCAUGUUCUUCGGGUAUUGACAGUUUAACAACUAGUUGGAGCUAGAAUUAACUAAUUUACAGUAAAUAACCCAGUGAGUAAAAUAUGUAGGAUUAUCUGUUUUUCACGGAAUCAGUCGACACUAUGAUUUUAAAAUGUUCAAAUAUUUUUAACUCAUAUGAAUAAGGUAUGGUACUUGAACUGUUUUGCAAGUGGUCUCUUUGAUUUAUAUAUUUCUAUUGUUUAUAUUUGAUUUUAAUUUUUGUUCUUUGGCUUCGUAAUUAAAUCCUACUUUUUUAAGAAAUGGCAAGUAAGCACUGUAGACAAAAGUUAUUUAUCACAUUGUUUUCUUGCCGUCUCCUGGACAAAGCGUAAUGCAAAGAAAAAAAUAAGUUUUACAAAUACCUAGCUACAGAUUCUGUUUAUUGUUUGCGUAAAUGUCGAAGUGCUUUGUAGUUCAAAACAAAGGAACUAUACACCUGAAAAUACCUCAUAGGCUGAUAUUGGUGCAUAGAUGUGUGUAUAAAUGAUACUGUUUGAAUGUAUUUAAGUGACUUUGUACUGAAAGAGAUUUUUGUAACAAUUGUGUGUUUUGUUUCUCAUACAGAUAAUUGAUAUUUUAUUACAAUUUUAUAUAAAGUAACGUCUACUUUAAGAUUUUUUUUAAUGCACAAAGCCGUUCUGAAUGCCUUCGUCGAACUUACAUUAUCAAAAAAGUCAAGUCCGUUUGUUCCAAUUUUGUGUGUGUGAAUAAAGUGCUUUUUGAAGUAUUACUAACAUUUUUGCUUAUAUAAGUAGUGCUGACGUAAGUCGUUAUUAAAAUGAAAACUUAUUUGCUUUCCAUCACUUAUAAUGUAUACAUGUUCUGCAUAAAUGUGCUAUAUUUUCUUAUAUUAAUCUUUAUUUCAUUUAUAAACCACCAUUCUUACAGUGUUGAGACUUUAUUGACGUCACAACAAGGUUUGUGUCGUAACUUAUACAUGUAGUUGAACUCCAACACAGUCCACAUUUUGCUAUAUAUUUUAGAUGUUUUAGCUUUCUCAGGAAUAUUAUUAAUUUCAUUUUACUCUUUUGUGAAAUGUUUUUUUUUAUUGAUUAUAAUCGAGAAAUGGCAUUUUUGUAACCCUCUCUCCUGUUAAUAUUCGUUUUUAAACAGUUCAUUCAUUUAUAUCUUAUGAAGCAAAACUUUACGGGUAUUUAAACGAUUCGGUUGACAUUCUGAAUUAUACAUUUUUAUUAUCAUUAAAUAAAGUUUACAUUAUGUCAUCUAUUUCUACUAUUUGUUCCAGUAAAUUUUAGAAUUUAUUGAUUUUAUCUUUAAUACUAUUUUUGUUAUCGGUACCUCAUAACCACCUCGAAAUAUCCAAGUGUGGCCAAUAAAAUAUGUUUCAGUCAUAAAGUAGCCAGUUGAACAAAAUGCUCAAAAAUUAUUGGUGUCAAUAAAUUUUAAGCGAUAACUUUGUUACUAUGUCUUCUAUAAUAGUUUCGACUUAACAAUCAGACAGCAUAUUUUCUCAUGUAUUUCUUUAUGCGAAUCUCACAUUUUGAUAUUCUUUUUUCUUAUUUCAAAGACAGUCUUAAUUGUGUUUGUCAUUUUUUAUUAAGUCGUGUAAGAGAAAUCAUGGAUUGUGAGUUGUUAAUAUAAUAUAAUAUAUGUUAA
This is a messenger RNA of Mercenaria mercenaria, 2820 nucleotides long. RefSeq names its product transcription factor ces-2-like. Gene Ontology annotation, cellular component: nucleus. The transcript has 2 exons. Gene Ontology annotation, biological process: regulation of transcription by RNA polymerase II. Lineage: Eukaryota; Metazoa; Mollusca; Bivalvia; Venerida; Veneridae. The record is from RefSeq and is a predicted model, not a curated record. Gene Ontology annotation, molecular function: DNA-binding transcription factor activity, RNA polymerase II-specific; RNA polymerase II cis-regulatory region sequence-specific DNA binding. Bases 73 to 933 code for a protein of 286 amino acids.